AUGAUCAACCAACCUCGUUCGCGUUCAUGUCUAGACUGUCCAAUAGUACUUGAAAGGGGUGCCACGGAUGUGUCUGUGUCCUCGCUACGAUGCGGGCCCGUUGCCGACGCUCUCACGAAGCAGGAUCAUUAUGUUUCACGGCGAUUGACGCAAGUCCGCCGAUUGAUACCGACCGCUAAUGCAAGAACCUACGUGUCUUCCCUCGAAAACAGUAAGGCAGAGGGCGUCUCGAUCCAGUCUGGACGCACCGGCGCGUGCAUGUUCCAAGUCUGCGGGUACCUGAGUGGGAUGAGCUCGGCAAGCGCAAAGGCAUCUCGACCUGGAGAAGCUGCAGGAGGGCUCCGAGUGGAGCGUGGAGCUACGUCAUUGGAUAAGAACGGGUGA
This is a messenger RNA of Parastagonospora nodorum SN15, 384 nucleotides long. RefSeq lists its product as hypothetical. The record is from RefSeq and is a predicted model, not a curated record. The transcript is spliced from 3 exons. NCBI's taxonomy places the organism in Eukaryota, Fungi, Ascomycota, Dothideomycetes, Pleosporales, Phaeosphaeriaceae. Bases 1 to 384 code for a protein of 127 amino acids.